Messenger RNA from Symbiodinium sp. CCMP2592, 1032 nucleotides. The record is from the annotation of a GenBank genome assembly. Lineage: Eukaryota; Dinophyceae; Suessiales; Symbiodiniaceae.
AUGAAUCUUUCCGGCUACAGUGACAGAUUGGGCCAGGCUGCGGCAGACAUCGACGUUCUGACUUACCAGCAUCCAGCGGUAUUCCACUGUCUGACAAGUAGUGCUUUCGUGAGGGCAAAGGUUAAGUGUAAGAUGUUGGUGGCUAGCCGCGAGGACCAGGAACUUCGCAUGCGGUGCAACAAGCAUUUUCCAGCUGGUAUGACUUUCAAUGCUGCUAGCAAGCUUUCGUCAGACGCAGCGGAUGUGGCUAGGCGAAUGCUCCUGGCACACGUGGUUUGGAAGUCAGACAAAGACUUCAACAAACACCUGGCGAAGAUCCAGAAGGUGUCAGAGAAAGUCUCCACUGUCGUCCUCCACGUUGACUUGCAUGCCAGCAAAGCAGCUUAUUUCCGGCUCGUUUUGGAGACCGAAGAGUCUGACUUAAUUACUGGCAACGGUAAGAGAUGUCAAUUGGCCGAGGAGUUCCAAGGACAUCCAUCGCAGCAGUCAGACCGAAGUUGUUUCAUCCUCAUGUUCUCCAGCUCUGGUGAGACCGUUGCUUCCGAGACAAAGACCAAGUAUCGUCAAGUCCUGGAGCAGUUGGAGCAUGACCUCGGGACUUAUCUCGCCACUGGAGGCGCCAACAUAUCGUCAGAGCAAGCCAUGCAGCUUGCUGCUAAGAAAGGUGCGGAGGCUGGAAAAUACCCACGAAGCACGUGUGACACCAGGAACAUCCUCAAGAGGGCGUUAGACCGACCGACUUCGGUCUUCCUGGAUGGAGGUCGCAAGACUAAGAGGUUCAAGGUGUUGGACCCGCAGUUCGAGGUGGUGGCCUCGCAUCUGACUGCAAAUUCGAACAUGCUAUGUAAGACGGAUGCAGACGUCGCAGAGUUGACUCUUGCCGAGACCUCUCGUUUGCAUGGGUGCACGUUCGACUUAAGUCUUUGCAACCAUUUCUUUGCAUGUCAGACGCUGGCGGCCAUGGCUUCUGUGCCCAAAGCAGCGAUCAUGCUGCUGCUGGCCGGCCUCAACUUUGGUCUGUCUGCAUCUUAG